Mercenaria mercenaria is the source of this 4392-nucleotide messenger RNA. RefSeq names its product glutamyl aminopeptidase-like. Gene Ontology annotation, biological process: proteolysis; peptide catabolic process. Gene Ontology annotation, cellular component: cytoplasm. The transcript is spliced from 21 exons. Gene Ontology annotation, molecular function: peptide binding; zinc ion binding; metalloaminopeptidase activity. Bases 451 to 3534 code for a protein of 1027 amino acids. Lineage: Eukaryota; Metazoa; Mollusca; Bivalvia; Venerida; Veneridae. The record is from RefSeq and is a predicted model, not a curated record.
CCGAUAUGGAAUCGCUACAUAAAAUCUAUAAGAAGAUAUCAUAAACUAUCUCCUAUAAUCUCCCAGAUUUAUUACAAGAACUGAUAUUGGAAGUUAUUUUCCCAAAGAAAACCUCAUUUGUGGAAAAACUUAUAUUCUAUAAAUUACAAAAGAUUAUAAGUAAUUUCUAAGACUGCGAGAGAACCGUAAAAACACAAUAUACUACACCAAGACGACAGAAAUUAAAUCACGCAUUUCAUGCAAUGAUCUUUUUAUGCACACACUGGAUUAUGAUUUCGUCCACCGGAAUGUCGUGCUGCGCUACAGAUAAAUUUUCCAGUCAGUGACAUAGAAUAAUUAUGUUUGUGUCUCACAUAUUGAAAUACUUCGGAUUUCUCAAAUAAGAAAAAGAAUACUUUUCAGUUAGCGGAAUUGUAAAAGUUAGAAAAUCUAUUCGUGUAUAAGCAAAGAAUGUACAUAAUGGAAAAAAAGGUGGAACAAAAUGGAAAUCAUUUCCUGUCAAUUGGAAACGGAAGUGCUAAAUCAAAAGAGAACGAAGCGCGUGCUUCCAUGACGAAGUCAACUUCCGGUUUGAGCAACCUGAAGCAAAAGGAAACAAUAGUAACUAUUUCCGGUGGCGACAAAGGAUGUUAUUUCUCAAGAGUACAAGUGGGCGUGUUUGUGUUUGCGUUGCUUUUGACUCUUAGUGCUGUAAUAGUGUUGGUCGUCUGCUUUUCGGACUCAAACCGACAUUUUCACAGGCUCAAUCCUACGGUUGAGAAUGUUUGUAAAUGUGCAGACAGCCAAGUGAGCUACGUGACCCAUCCAGAAAAUACAGUUGCGUUACAUACUGCUCUAGCAGUUCGGAGCACAAGUGAACCUUUUACAAUUUCUGAUCAACCGGAAAUAGGCAUUCGUCUGCCUGGUGACGUCAUACCUGUACACUAUGACAUCGAUCUUGACGUCAGUAUAGACAAUGAGAACUAUACCGGAAGCGUGAAAAUUUUGACAAAUUGUUUAAAAGACACGAGUUUGCUAAUUUUACAUGUGAAACCUUACAUUCUUAAUGUUAAUGAAGCAGAAGUUUAUAUAUAUCCCUUGAAAAAAGGGGACACAAAUAACACAAACAAUAAAAGUUUUAUACCAGUCACAAGGCAAUUUAUGGAUUUCGACAAAGAAAUACACGCAAUCGAGUUGAAGGAACCUAUGAUGAAAGGCAUUCAGUAUAUCAUAUACAUCAAAGAUUUUCAAGGCUUCUUAUUUGCAGAUUUAAAAGGAAUGUAUAUGAGCUCGUAUAAAAAUAAAAAUGGCGAUACAAGAAAUCUAAUCGCAUCCCAACUUCAAUCAACAGACGCAAGGAAAGUGUUUCCAUGUUUUGAUGAACCAGAUAUGAAAGCGACAUUUUCAGUUUCAAUAACCCAUUCCUCUGAAUACACUGCAUUAUGUAAUAUGCCUGUAGAAUCAGAGAAAUGCUUUGAUGAUUGUUCAAGGACUCGUGUACAGUUUCAGACAACACCACUUAUGUCAACAUACCUGUUAGCAUUUGUUGUAUCUGAUUUUGAUUACUCAGAAACGAUACUAGAAAAUAAUUACACGUUACGUAUCUGGUCACAACCGGAUCUCAUCAACCAAACAUAUUAUGCCUUAGACUUUGCCACAAAGACAUACGCCUACUUCACGGACUACUUUCAGAUGCCAGAUGUAGUUCCAAAAGCAGAUCAUGUGGCAGUCCCGGACUUCAGUGGCGGUGCUAUGGAAAACUGGGGUCUCGUAAUCUAUCGCGAGACUGCCUUAUUGUAUGACCCGGAAGUCAGUUCAAGCUCAAAUAAAUAUAUGGUUACGUUGAUUAUUGCACAUGAGAUCGCACAUACGUGGUUUGGCAAUAUGGUAACCAUGAAAUGGUGGGACGAUUUGUGGCUGAACGAAGGUUUCGCGAGCACCCUAAUGUACUUUGCUAUGGAUAAUGCUUAUCCUGAAUGGAACGUGCUAGACAUUGUUGUAGCAGAAGACAUGUUUCCAGUCAUGGUCAAAGACGCCCUAGAAACGUCACAUCCGGUUUCUCCAAAUAUCAACCACCCAGACGAAAUAGCUGAGUCAUUUGAUCAAAUAUCAUACAAUAAGGGAAUGGCUUUGUUGCGGAUGUUGGAAACAUUUCUUGGCAAGGAUGGAUUUCGCAAAGGACUGCAGUCAUACGUGAUGAAAUAUAAGUUUGACAACGCCGAAAUGUCCGAGCUGUGGGAGACAUUUACAGAAGCGACAAAUAGUUCCUUAAAAAUUUGUGAGAUUAUGGACACAUGGACACGACAAAUGGGAUAUCCAGUCAUCAAUAUAAAAGCGGACGGAGAUUAUUAUAUUCUAGAACAGACUCGCUUCCUUAUCAACGCACAGAAGGACAAACAGGAUAUAGAAGAUUCAGAUUAUGGCUAUAAGUGGUACGUUCCCUUCACAUAUAUGAUGGAAGACGAUGUGACAUUAAGGUUGCACUGGCUGAAAAUGGGACCAGGUAAAAUCAAGAAGACUUCCGGUGGUUGGAUCUUAGGAAAUGUAAACUAUGGUGGUUUCUAUCGUGUCAAUUACGAACUGGAAAUGUGGCAGAGGCUGGCAAAACAACUUUAUAAAAAUCAUACGGUUAUAAGCCCUCCCAACAGGGCAGGUCUCAUUGGAGACGCCUUUAAUCUUGCCAGAGCAUCAAUGCUUGAUUACGGACUGGCUCUAAACCUAACAACGUAUCUCCGCAAUGAGGAAAACUACGUCCCCUGGAAAGCGUUCUUAGACUGUUUUGAGUUCAUACGGGGGAUGUUAUCAAAAGAAAGCGCAUACGUUGCACUAGAGAAAUAUAUAGGAGAGUUGGUUGCGCCAGUUUUUGCAAAGAUUGGAACUGACGAUCAUGGCACACUACCUGAAAUGUACUUGCGGAGGUUGUUGCUGAAGACAGGGUGUGAUACUGGUGUAAAAGCGGCGGUGCAAUAUGCUAAAGACCAAUUCCGUGCUUGGAUGAUAAACGGGACUAGACUUCCAACCGAUUUCUCUCAAGUUAUUUAUGCUGUUGGAGUGCGAGAGGGUAGCGUUGAUGAAUGGGAUUAUGUAUGGAUUAAAUCUCAAGAGACCAACUCCCCAUCGGAACGAGAGAUGCUGCUGGAGGCGUUGGCACACACACAAAAACCAUGGCUGCUUUGGAGGUAUGCUAACUGGAUAUUUGACGUGAACAAAAUUAAGAUGCAAGAUGUCCGUCUAGUCAUGAGCUAUUUCUCUAACACACCUUUAGGAAGGAUGAUUGCUUUACAUUUUCUAAUGACUAGAUGGGACGAUCUUAAUGAAAAGUUUGGUGAUGAUACGUUUAUCAUAAGAGAGAUGAUUGGGGAGGUUACUGCAUAUGUAAACACAGAAUUUGUACUAAAUCAGUUGGAGCAUCUGUUUACAGAAAAGCCACCGAAAGGAGCAAAGAAAGGAGCGGAUAGCGCCAUUGCCCUUAUAAGGGCAAAUAUUGGAUGGAUGGACAAAAACUAUGCUUCGAUUGCUUCUUGGCUUGAUCAGCAUGUGGAGAGCAGUUUUUAAAUAUCUAACAGACAUAGAAAUGUGUAUUUUGACAGUUUUCCUUUCCGUGAAGUUAUAGACCGUAUAUUAAAGCGAUCAAAAUUUCAGAAAAACAGCAGUACGAAAUCGUCAAUAUCCUUCUCCUAAACAAUAAUGAAGCCAAAAAUGUUCCUGCCUCCAGCAGAUUUCUUUAACUAAAAAUAUAUUCUAGAAAUUUCAGUAAUAAUUAAUUCUAAUAUUUUCUACAUUUUUUUCUCAACAAGUUGUUAAAUGUAUAUACUAAACGUGUCUACGGUAUUUUUUUUUCGCUUACAGUGUGAGAGGUGAAUACAUACUUUGAUAGUUUCGCUUACAGUUUUAAACGUGUCUAUAAUAUUCAUUUGUUUCGCUUACAGUGUGAGAGGUAAAUACAUACUUUGAGAGUCUCGCUUACAGUUUUAAACGUGUCUAUAAUAUUUCAUUUUUUUUUUCGCUUACAGUGUGAGCCGUGUGUACAUACUUUGAUAGAAUGGCUUACAAUUUUAAACGUGUCUACAGUAUCUUUUUUUCUCUCACAGUGUGAGACGUAUAUAAUACUUUGAUAGUUACGCUUCUAGUUUUAGACGUGUCAACAUUUUUUUUCGCUCACAGUGUGAAACGUGUAUACAUUCUUCGAUAGUUUCGCUUACAGUUUAAACGUGUCUACAAUAUUCAUUUUUUCUUUUACAGUGUGAGACGUGUACACAUACUUUGAUAGUUUCGCUUACAAUUUUAAACGUGUCUACAUAUUUCAUAUUUUCACUUACAGUGUGAGACGUGUAUAUAUACUUUGAUAGUUUCGCUUACGGUAUUAGACAUUACCAACUUUUAGUAACAUCGAUCUAUCGGAAAAUCGAUAAA